Messenger RNA from Sorex fumeus (smoky shrew), 1034 nucleotides. RefSeq names its product CBY1 interacting BAR domain containing 1 (gene CIBAR1). The record is from RefSeq and is a predicted model, not a curated record. The coding region runs from base 85 to 942 and encodes 285 amino acids. Lineage: Eukaryota; Metazoa; Chordata; Mammalia; Eulipotyphla; Soricidae. Gene Ontology annotation, cellular component: ciliary transition zone; ciliary basal body. The transcript is spliced from 9 exons. Gene Ontology annotation, biological process: cilium assembly.
AGUGGGGCGGGCUCCCAGCUUCCGAGCUUCCCGGCUUCCCGGCGGCGGCGAGGCCCGCGCCGUUGGGCCGCAGCGCGGGGCAGGAUGUUGCGGCGCAGCCUGGAGAGCCGGGACGCGCAGACGAAGCAGCUGCAGGACGCCGUGAGCAACGUGGAGAAGCACUUCGGGGAGCUGUGCCAGAUCUUCGCCGCCUACGUGCGCAAGACGGCGCGGCUGCGCGACAAGGCCGACCUGCUGGUGAACGAGGUCAACGUGUACGCGGCCACCGAGACGCCCCACCUCAAGCAGGGCCUCAAGAGCUUCGCCGACGAGUUCGCCAAGCUGCAGGACUACCGGCAGGCCGAGGUUGAAAGACUUGAAGCCAAAGUUGUUGAACCUCUGAAAGCUUAUGGAACCAUUGUAAAAAUGAAACGAGACGACCUCAAAGCAACAUUAACAGCAAGGGAUCGAGAAGCUAAGCAGUUAACUCAAUUAGAAAGAACACGUCAGCGAAACCCAUCUGAUCGACAUAUUAUUUCACAGGCAGAAACUGAAUUACAAAGAGCUACAAUAGAUGCUACUCGAACAACUCGUCAUUUGGAGGAAACUAUUGACAAUUUUGAAAGACAGAAAAUAAAGGAUAUAAAGAAUAUAUUUUCAGAAUUUAUCACAAUUGAAAUGUUAUUUCAUGGCAAAGCUUUAGAGGUCUACACCACUGCCUUCCAAGAUAUACAGAGGAUCGAUGAAAAAGAAGAUUUAGAGGUAUUCCGAAAUUCUCUGUACCCAGCAGAUUAUUCAUCUCGCUUAGAUAUUGUAAGAGCAAACUCAAAGUCACCUCUUCAAAGAUCGCUCUCAGCUAAAUCUGGAACAGGGCAGGUAACCACUUGUCGGCUAAGAAAGGAUCAACAAGCAGAUGAUGAUGAAGAGGAUGAAGACCUAGAUAUUACAGAAGAUGAAAAUUAAUUUUCAUUUCCAUUUCCAUCUAAAAUUAUUUGGAAUUUGGGAUAAUUGUAAAACUUGAUACUGGCUUGAUACAGUCAAUGCCAAAAUGAAAU